Messenger RNA from Cavia porcellus (domestic guinea pig), 3568 nucleotides. It is a transcript of the gene Spire1, whose product is annotated as spire type actin nucleation factor 1. Gene Ontology annotation, molecular function: actin binding. The coding region runs from base 192 to 2546 and encodes 784 amino acids. The transcript has 18 exons. Gene Ontology annotation, cellular component: cytoplasmic vesicle membrane; cell cortex. Gene Ontology annotation, biological process: actin filament polymerization; establishment of meiotic spindle localization; intracellular transport. Lineage: Eukaryota; Metazoa; Chordata; Mammalia; Rodentia; Caviidae. The record is from RefSeq and is a predicted model, not a curated record.
CGGGCGGGUGGGCGAGACACGGACUCCGUGCGUCACCGGUCGCGGGCGGUCCGGGCGCGGCCCCGCGGAUCUCCGCGCGUCCCCGCCCCUCCCCCACCCCCCCGGGUGCGCACGCCCGCGGGACGGGGACCGGGACUGGGACCGGGACGGCGGCGGCCGGGCUGGCGGGGCGAUGCAGCGGCGCUGAGGCGAUGGCGCAGGCGGCGGGCGGGCGCGAAGCGCUCAGCCUAGAGGAGAUCCUGCGGCUGUACGGCCAGCCCAUCAACGAGGAGCAGGCGUGGGCCGUGUGCUUCCAGGGCUGCGCCGCGCUGCGCGCCUCCCGCCCGCCGCGCCGCCUUCGCUCGGCCGCCCAGCUGCGCGUCUGCAGCGACGGCGGGGUCGUCGUGGGCGCCGCGGAGCGCGCGGAGGAGGAGGGACCGCCGGCCGCGGGUAAAGUGGGAAGCUCACGAUGCUCUGAAGCCGAGAUGAUUGAGUCCCUGGGCAUCAUCAUCUACAAGGCCCUGGACUAUGGCCUGAAGGAGAACGAGGAGCGCGAGCUAAGCCCGCCGCUGGAGCAGCUCAUUGACCGCAUGGCCAACACCACCGAGGCCGACAGCAGCCAUGACGAGGGCUAUGGGGCUGCAGACGAGGGUGCCGAGGAUGAGAAAGAGGGCCAGCAGCGACCUGGGGCUGUCUGCACCUACCGAGAUGUCAUGAAGAUGUGCGCUGCUCACCUUCCCGCGGAGGCAGAGGCGGCGAAUCAUUAUCAGGCCGUGUGCCGUGCCCUGUUCGCGGAGACCAUGGAGCUCCACACAUUCCUGACCAAGAUCAAGAAUGCGAAAGAGAACCUUAAGAAGAUCCAGGAAAUGGACCAGGGUGACGAAUCCCGCACCGACCUGGAGGAACUGAAGAACUCGGACUGGGCGCGCUUCUGGGUCCAGGUGAUGAGGGACUUGCGCAACGGAGUGAAGCUGAAGAAGGUACAGGAGCGGAGAUACGACCCGCUGCCCAUUGAGUUCCAGCUCACACCCUACGAGAUGCUGAUGGAGGAUAUCCGCGGCCGGCGCUACACCCUGCGCAGGGUGAUGGUGAACGGGGACAUUCCUCCGAGGCUGAAGAAGAGCGCCCACGAGAUCAUCCUUGACUUCAUCCGGUCCCGACCACCUCUUAAUCCGGUCUCCGCCAGGAAGCUGAAGCCCACCCCUCCCCGGCCACGAAGCCUCCACGAGAGAAUCUUAGAGGAGAUCAAGGCAGAAAGGAAGCUGCGGCCUGUCUCACCCGAGGAGAUCCGCCGCAGCCGGCUUGCAAUGCGGCCACUUAGCAUGUCUCACAGUUUUGACUUGUCAGAUGUGGCCACACCAGAAUCUUCCUGGAGCCUCGGGGAGACGUUGCAGGCGAAUGGGGGCUCGCUGUCAACUGCACAGCCAGGAAAGAGUGGAUUGAGCCCUGCUGCGUUGGCGCCCAUGGCACAGAAGAGAUUGCUCAAGGCCCCAACGCUGGCCGAACUGGACAGCUCUGACUCUGAGGAGGAAGCUCUACGCAAGUCCAGCAGCAGCAGCAGCAGUGCAUCCCCCUCCCAGCUCGAGGACUCUGUCGCAGAGGCCACAUGCAUGAGGAAGAAGCCUCCAAAAUUCCUGCCCAUAUCAUCCACACCCCAGCCUGAGAGGCGGCAGCCGCCACAGAGGCGCCACUCUAUUGAGAAGGAGACGCCCACGAAUGUUCGGCAGUUCCUGCCCCCGUCCAGGCAGAGCUCCCGCUCUCUGGUGCCAAAGACGACCGGUGUAUGGCCGAGGACGCCUUUCCGACCACUUUUCUCUACCAUACACACAGCUUCUCUACUCGGCUCCCACCCUCUGGAAGCGGCUGUGUUUGGGGUGGCAGGGGCUGUGUAUUAUCUGUGUGAGAGAGCUUUGGCCAGCAGGUGGAGAUCCGCACAGGAGGAGUUCUGCUACCCGGUGGAGUGCCUGGCGCUCACCGUGGAGGAAGUGAUGCACAUCCGGCAGGUGCUGGUCAAAGCAGAGCUGGAGAAGUACCAGCAGUACAAGGACGUCUACACCGCCCUGAAGAAGGGAAAGCUCUGUUUCUGCUGCCGCACCCGGAGGUUCUCCUUCUUUGCCUGGUCCUACACCUGUCAGUUCUGCAAGAGGCCCGUGUGCUCGCAGUGCUGCAAGAAGAUGCGGCUGCCCUCCAAGCCAUAUUCCACCCUCCCCAUCUUCUCCUUGGGACCAUCUGCCUUGCAGAGAGGAGACAGUGCCCAGGCAGAAGAGCCCUCUGCCAGCCACCAUCGGCCACUGCGGAGCAUCGCCAGAUUCUCCACGAGGUCCAGGUCUGCAGACAAGGCGGACGAGGAGCUGCAGUUCCCCAAGGAGCUCACAGAGGACUGGAGCGCCAUGGAGGUGUGCGUGGACUGCAAGAAGUUCAUCUCUGAGAUCAUCAGCUCCAGUCGGCGCAGCCUGGUGCUGGCCAACAAGCGGGCGCGCUUGAAGCGCAAGACGCAGUCUUUCUAUGUGUCCUCACCGUCCACCGCAGAGUACUGUCCCUCAGAGCGGCCCAUCAGUGAGAUCUGAGCCGUGCCUUCCGCCACUGUCCCGCACCUGCGAGCCACCCCGUUCAGAGGCUUGAGCCUGCGUUGAGCCCCACCUCACACGUGCGUCAUCUCCAGGGAUGCAGGGGGGAGGGGGCAGUGGGGUAAGACUGGCACGUGGAGGUGUGGAGGCUGGAUGUUCUGUGUGGCUCCCUGUGGUCCCUGUGUGUCCCUGACUACGGUGCAAAGCUUCUCGGGUGAGAAGUCAGCCUGUGGGUGUCGCUGUCAGUGCACCGUGGCCGUUAAGUCACAUUGGCACCGCCCCAGCAGUGUUUCUCCCACACAUGGUCCCUGGCUCCGGGUCCUUGCAGGGAUGCCUGUGCAGCCCUGUGCCUAACAGGUGCGGGCUGCGCCCUGCCUUGAAUGUAUUGCCGCUACUAACAGUUUCCUGAGCUGCAGGUGAGGCUCUGCGGUCUCGGGACAACACGCCAGGUCCAUGGGUGGUGGAGCAUCUGGUGAUGGAGGCCGCCACAGCUGCCCAGGGUGCAGGGAAGAGCCGGGUUUUUUCAUAACUUUAUAGUGCAGCUUUCUCAACUAAACUAAGCCACAAUUUAGUACCUAAGGUCUCAACCUGAAGUUUAUUUUUGUAAAUGAUUUUAAGAGAAAAAAAAAAAACCUAGCUCUUUGAAAAGUACAAGGAAAUUCCCCUGCACCUAGCAAGAUGUUGAGACACGCUGUGCUUUACCUGGAGGGCGACGUGGCGGGUGACGGGGCAUCCUGUGAAAGCAGCACACGGGGGCAGGCCCUGGCCAGCCUUGUUACCAGGCGUGCUUGGGGCUGAAGGGAGAAUCGUGUUGCUUCUGUAAACCGCACUUCCCGUUGCGCAGGACACACCUGUGGCCUCACUGGACCUGCCUGUCCCCCUAGACAAGCCCCUCCGACUGGGCACAGUGAUACCUCAGAGCCGCUUCAGUGGUUGUUUUUAAUGGGUGGAAAUUCACAGUUUGGUGAAUGGUUUUAAACCACGUAAACUUAUGAAAUAAACCUUAUGACUUGACUAAUGCA